Molecule: messenger RNA, 10882 nt
Organism: Alligator sinensis (Chinese alligator)
Lineage: Eukaryota; Metazoa; Chordata; Crocodylia; Alligatoridae
Gene: POU2F1
Product: POU class 2 homeobox 1
Exons: 16
Coding region: 97-2325 (742 amino acids)
Biological process (GO): regulation of transcription by RNA polymerase II
Cellular component (GO): nucleus
Molecular function (GO): RNA polymerase II cis-regulatory region sequence-specific DNA binding; DNA-binding transcription factor activity, RNA polymerase II-specific
Source: RefSeq, a predicted model, not a curated record
CAGGCCUGGAAUACUGCAAGAAAAGAUCGGUAGAAGCUGUAAUGAGACUGUUCAGGUGACUGACUGCUUCACAGACCAGCAGCAUGAGACUCAAGAAUGAACAAUCCGUCAGAAACCAGUAAACCAUCAAUGGAGAGUGGGGAUGGGAACACAGGCACGCAAACAAAUGGCCUGGACUUUCAGAAGCAGCCUGUGCCCGUUGGAGGGGCAAUCUCGACAGCCCAGGCCCAGGCCUUCCUUGGACACCUUCAUCAGGUCCAGCUCGCUGGAACAAGUUUACAGGCUGCUGCUCAGUCCUUAAAUGUACAGUCUAAAUCUAAUGAAGAAUCUGGGGACUCCCAGCAGCCAAGCCAGCCUUCCCAGCAGCCUUCAGUGCAGGCGGCCAUACCCCAGACCCAGCUCAUGCUGGCCGGAGGACAGAUCACCGGGCUCACCUUGACGCCAGCCCAGCAGCAGUUAUUACUACAACAGGCGCAGGCACAGUUGCUGGCGGCUGCAGUGCAACAUUCAGCCAGUCAGCAGCACAGUGCUGCAGGCGCCACCAUCUCGGCCUCUGCUGCGACGCCGAUGACACAGAUCCCUCUAUCUCAGCCAUUACAGAUUACACAGGAUUUGCAGCACCUGCAGCAGCUCCAACAGCAGAAUCUCAACCUGCAACAGUUUGUGUUGGUGCAUCCAACAACCAACUUGCAGCCAGCACAGUUCAUCAUCUCACAAACACCGCAGGGGCAGCAGGGUCUCCUGCAAGCGCAGAAUCUCUUAACGCAACUACCUCAGCAAAGCCAAGCCAACCUCCUGCAGUCUCAGCCAAGCAUCACCCUUGCCUCACAGCCAGCAACCCCAACACGCACAAUAGCAGCGACCCCCAUUCAGUCACUUCCACAGAGCCAGUCAGCACCAAAGCGAAUUGACACUCCCAGCUUGGAGGAGCCCAGUGACCUUGAGGAGCUUGAGCAGUUUGCCAAGACUUUCAAACAAAGACGGAUCAAACUUGGAUUCACUCAGGGUGAUGUUGGGCUCGCUAUGGGCAAACUCUAUGGAAAUGACUUCAGCCAAACUACCAUCUCUCGCUUUGAAGCCUUGAACCUCAGCUUUAAGAACAUGUGCAAGUUAAAGCCACUUCUGGAAAAGUGGCUUAAUGAUGCAGAAAACCUCUCAUCUGAUUCAGCUCUCUCCACCCCAAGUGCCCUGAAUUCCCCAGGGCUGGGAAUCGAGGGCUUAAACCGUAGGAGGAAGAAACGCACCAGCAUAGAGACCAACAUACGUGUGGCCUUAGAGAAGAGUUUCCUGGAGAACCAAAAGCCUACCUCGGAGGAGAUCACCAUGAUAGCUGACCAGCUAAACAUGGAGAAGGAGGUGAUCCGCGUUUGGUUCUGUAACCGACGCCAGAAGGAGAAAAGGAUCAACCCACCCAGUAGUGGUGGAACCAGCAGCUCGCCCAUCAAAGCAAUUUUCCCUUGCCCAACCUCACUGGUGGCAACCACGCCAAGCCUUGUGACAAGCAGUGCAGCUACUACCCUGACUGUCAACCCUGUGCUCCCUCUGACCAGUGCUGCUGUAACUAGUCUGUCAGUCGCAGGCACAACAGAAACCACCUCUAACAACACGGCAACCGUAAUUUCUACAGCACCUCCGGCUUCCUCGGCUGUGACAUCACCCUCUCUGAGUCCUUCCCCUUCUGCCUCAGCCUCCACUUCAGAGGCAUCUAGUGCCAGUGAGACCAGCACAACACAGACAACCUCUGCUCCCUUGUCCUCCCCUCUUGGGACCAGCCAGGUGAUGGUGACGGCAUCAGGGUUGCAAACAGCGGCAGCAGCCGCAUUACAAGGAGCUGCACAGUUGCCCGCAAAUGCGAGUCUCGCUGCCAUGGCUGCUGCAGCGGGACUAAAUCCAGGCUUGAUGGCACCCUCACAGUUUGCAGCUGGAGGUGCCUUACUCAGUCUCAAUCCAGGGACAUUAGGCAGUGCUCUCAGCCCAGCUCUGAUGAGCAACAGCACACUGGCAACUAUUCAAGCUCUUGCAUCUGGUGGCUCUCUUCCAAUAACAUCACUGGAUGCAACUGGGAACUUGGUAUUUGCCAAUGCUGGAGGUACUCCUAACAUCGUAACUGCCCCUCUGUUCCUGAACCCUCAGAAUCUUUCUCUGCUCACCAGCAACCCUGUUAGCUUGGUCUCUGCAGCUGCAGCCUCCGCAGGGGCCUCUGGACCAGUCGCCAGCCUUCAUGCCACCUCCACCUCAGCUGAGUCCAUCCAGAACUCUCUUUUCACGGUGGCCUCCGCCAGCGGGGCCACUUCCACCACCACUACUGCCUCCAAGGCACAGUGAGCCGGGCUGAGCUGUGCUGCUACCAGCCUGUUUCACUCUGCAGUGGGAUUGGCUGCCAGCUGGGUUUAUGAACUGAAAAAUGUGAUUGGCUUCCUCUCGCCAUGUUGCUGGGGACAAGGGAGAGAAGGAAAAUUAUCAAAACAAAAGCAAAACAGGAAGGAUAUAAAGCUGGGACAGACAUUUGCCUAAUUUUAUAAUAAACACUGUCUUUUCAGGACCGCUUCAUGGAUUGGAGAACUUUCUAACCAAAAAUGUAAAAAAACAAAAAACAAAAAAACAAAAAAAAAACAAAAAAACAAAAAACAAAAAAAGUGAAAGGACUACUUAUCAUUUCCAGCAGUCACAAUGACAAGUUAAGGUGGGUUAUCAACUCAGACAUAGAAAGGGGAUUUCUCAUUUCUUUUUGGUCUAAAUAAAUAAAUAUCUUUUCUUUUUUUUUUUUUUUUAAUUAUCAUUUUAUAGGUCUGUUGUACAGGCCAUUAUGUCAUACAAGGUGUUUAUAAUCGUAUCAAUCAUGUUGGGGGUUCCUUUCUUAACUGGUACAAUUUAGGCAGGCCUGUAUUACUGGUGUAUCUCUAUUAUUAUGAUGAUGAUGAUUAUUAUUAUUAUUAUUUUUAUAUAUAUAGUUUGGACGCGUUUGUCUUUGCUCCUGGAUCAUUUUCGGUGAGCUCCCAUGCCACAGCGGGAGGGUGGAGAGGAGAGACAAAGAGACUUUCUGUCCUAAUCUCCUAAGGAUGUUUUGUAUGACUUCCUCAUCCUUGAACUUGAUUUAUAUGGUGACUUUUACAGAGGGAUUGGACACGUUUGUUUUUAUCACCUAAGCAGAAAGCUCAGUGUAGAGGCAGAGAGUGAUGUGUGCAAAUCUCCAAGCUAAUCUGCUCUUUACUUCUGUAUUUCAGUUCUCUUUCACUCAGUUGCUUUGGCAGAGUGCAUAGAUUUUGAUCUGACUUGUCUGGGCACAGCACCUUUUGUUUUCACAGGGUAAGAUUUGGCCCUCCACGUCCAGAUUAUUUCUAGUACACAAUGGUGGUUCUCCUGUUUCAUUGUUUUCAAUUUGCCCUUUUAAAAAGCAAAAGUAUUCUAAAGACAAAAAGUUGCCUGUGGACACCAAUAUUGGUAAUAGAGAGAGGCAUCCACAGUCCAAAUUACCCACCAGCUGGACUUGGUACAGGACUUUGAAAGGUCAGAUUGGCUUAUUUCAUCAUAGCAAUAUUACUUUUCAGGUGUUUCUAAUGUUUGGGGACUUUUCCAUUGGGAAGUGCUUCUGUCUACAAGAAUAAAAAUUGAGGCUACUGGAACAAAGGCUGCCAUCUUUUAUGCCAAUACAUUUGUGAGAAAGCAGUCUUGUGUUCCUUGCUACCCUCCCCUGUUCUGUUUUAACUAGCUUAUAGAUUGCUUUCUCUACCACCUGAUUUGGUGCCUUGGAAAAAGGAAGAUGUAAGCAGUCAGGUGGAAAGGCCAUCCUGUUACAGUGGAUGGUACUGAUCUGCCUAGUUGAUGUUGGGGCUUUGCACACAUCUUGAUAUUCUGAUGUGGUCUCUGAGCAGUGAUGCUGCUAGCUAGAUCAGAAUGGCAAUAAGUAUCUCUGACUAUAGUCAGGGUUGGCCUGCCACUGUAGCUACCUUCCAGGGUUGUUUCCAGUCCAUGUAGCAAGGAACAUUUUAGGAAUGGAGAGUUGAAGAGAAUGGAUGAGGAAAAGCAGUUGAUUAUACAGAAGUCGGCUCUGUAUAUUCUUUGAUAUAUCGGUCUAGUACCUAAACCAAAAAGACUUCUAAUAAGAGAAGACUGGAUCACUGCAAUGUGGUUCACUUUGAACUUUCCAUUCCUGUUGGAUUUAAAGGUUUCUGCCACAUACGUCAAACAAAAUUGUCCUUAGCUAGAGAAGGUGUUCCAGCAGCCCCUGCCCCUCUUUUGGUCACCACCGAGUUCCAAGAUAGUGGGUUCAGUUAGUUAUGUUGGUCUUGUUGGUGGUCCCGGAGCAUCUUGGAAUCUCUUAUAAAUUGAGAUCAAGCAUGCAGCAUCUUAAAACCUGUGUGCACUUUUGUUUGUGACCCAAGUGCAUGGGAUUUACAUUUGCACUCAGAUGGCAGAAACCUUUAUUUCUUCAUCCCCUCCCUCGUGGUCUUGAUCUGCUCACCUCUGACUCUCCACCUUCCCGAUUCACAGACUAUUUAAAACAAUUAUCCCUAAUACUUCAAAACUAGUGAACUGCAAGCAGGGAAACUAACAAAUGUCCGUCCACCGUUUUUAAUGUUUUUGAUUUUUUUUUUUAUGUUUUAUUUUUUUAAAAACUAAGCUUGAACCAAAGUCAAUUUCUAGCAAGCUGCUGUACUAAUGGACUAGUUUGUAUAAGUGCAGUUCAAACGCAGAGAGGCGAUAGAUGCUACUGACAAUUUCUUUUUCAUUUGUCUUUUUUUAUUAUUAAUUUUAUAUAAAAAUUGCUGCUUGUUUUAACGUUUUUUGGUUGGUCGGUUGGUAAUUUGUAUUAUCCUUGGGGCAGACUCUUAACUUGAUUUUUUUUUUUAACUAGUUUCUUUUGUUUGGUUUGCCAUUCUAUUUACAAUGUCAGGGGAUUACUAAUCCAACAGGUCCCCCAACCCUCACCCCACCGGUUUGGAUAGAUCUAGAUAUUCUGGUGUGUCUGGUGUCUCUGUGACUUCAGUCUGUGCAGAAGAUUUUAGGGCUAUAAUUAAUACUGCAUGGAUAUAAAUUGCCCAUAGUAACGGCUUUGGAGUGGUAGAAGGUACAGAUGGGUAAGAUUCAGGGAGGCAGGGGAAAAGUGGAAGAGGAGAUGUUGGUACCCACUAUGUUUGGUCUCGAGACCAUAAUAUUGACUACAGUUUUUACCAAAGGAAAUAUCAGUCCCCUGGGACUUGUGUUCAGUGAAGUAAGAGGGUGGGGAAAGCUGCAACUGUAAUGUGUGUACUUAGGUCUGAAAAUUCCCACUCGCCACCACGCACGCUCAAAAGUAAAAUUUACCAAGAAGCGUAUUGCUAAUGGGCAUGCUAACGAUCAUUGCACCAUUGUAUCCUCUGUUCCCUAUUGGAUUUGGGACAGGGUGGGGGGAAGAGGUGGCCCUAUUCAUUUAUCCAGGAAAUUCAAAGAAUGUGGGCCUUAAAUCAGCAUCAGAACUUCUCUUCAUGGAUCAAAAGGUCUGUGCCAUCAGCUGUCAGGGUGGUUUUCCACUUCCCAUUCUUGCGGUUUUGUGGUUGAGAGAGGGUCUCGAUAAGUACGUAUCUGGAACACUAAUGCAGCUGGGAUGGUUAUUUAUUAUAAAAAUCUGCUUUUUUCCUGGCUACCUUUGCAUUGGUCGCAUGACUUCUGGUGCGAGCACCUUAAACCCUCCCUUCUUUCCUCCCUCCUUCAUCCUUGUACUACCCAGACCUCCUCUGUGGGGCCCAGACUCCAGGGAGCUUCUUAAAUGACCUUUUCCUGAGAGAAAGCAGAGACUCAGAGUAGCCAUUUGCCCACGGUGAGUUGGUUGAAAUGCUUUCUUUUUACUCUGAACACCUGAUUGUAAAUUGACCCAAACACCACACCGUCCUCUCCCAGCUUGGCUCAAACUUGUCAGUGGCUGGUUGUAGUGCCGUCCUCCUGUUGAUCUGCUUAGACCCUGCUUCUCAUUGAUAUACUGUUUCCUUUUGUUGAUGUUGGUCACCUUUAGUAUUUUAGCUAAGGGACAAAGCCUAAGAACCCAGAGGUGAGGUUCACAUCAGUUCCAAACCGUGCAUCUACCUGGUAAGACUGAAUAUGCACAGCAUUUCUGAGUUUGAGAGGCAUACGUAAUAAGUUACUGGAGUUUAGUGGAAGUUGCUGUUUUAAAACCAUAAUUAUGAUUACAGCAGAAAUAGAAGCAUAUAGAUGGAGUUUCUGUAGCAAUUGUACAAGGGCCCAGAGGCUGAGACUCUGUUUCUAAGGACGUCAGGAUUAGUAAAGAAGUGUUAAUCCCAUAUCUUAAAAUAUUGGCAGACAGACCCAGAACGUUAGUUUCCAAUAGUGGUGUUUUUCCACUCCAAAGAGUGGAGUUUACUUUAAUUCAAAAAGAAAUCAUAGCUUUUAUUAUUUCUGAGGACAGUGAAUUCAGUAGGACUUCCCCACCUUCCCUUGAUAUACUCUCUAACUCUUGUGUUGAUCAUAUUGUAUAGGUUGCACCAGCACAAAUUCCCUAAAAUUGCCUUGCACAUCCCAGGGGCAUUUAAUAGUUAUCCAGGGCAUCUUACCCAUGACAACUCUCCAGAUCUCCAUGUUUGUAUAGAUGGGGCUCAUUUUCACAUUUGCAAGCAUGACAAAGAACAGGUUAAAAAAUUGGGCAGAAGGAUUCACUUCAUGGCCCAAGGGCAGUUAAGAUCUCUAUAUAAAUUCAUAGGUGGAGGAAAGGCGCAUAAAACAAUAGGAGUAAUGACUGUUUCCUGAGGUCUGGAGAAGGGGAGGAUGAGGAAUUUUUUUCCGAUUGAGGCUCAGAGAACUAAUAAUGAAUUUUGGUCUUGGGAGAAGUCAUUCAAGUUUUGGUUUGGAUGCCGCUAAACCACUUACAGUUCACUGGCCCCUUAAUAUAACUUAUCUGAUGGGCAGCCUGUCUUCUGUUUAUAUACUGUUACACGCUCACGUACAGUUAGUGCUGCUUAUAAGAUCUAUGUAUGCGUUUGGCAUAAGGUAAGACCCCCAUGUAAACCAGUGAAAGAGAAGUUUCACUAGUUCCUCAGAUGAAUUUGUCAUCUAGUAUGUAUGCACGCGUACAUAUACAUAGUUAAUGCUGAGACAGCUUAAUACCCAUCUGAACAAAAUAUUCAGAUGGGUAUUAGGGUAAUAGACCUGUCAGGCCUGUAGCUUAGAGUCAGGGUAGCUUAUGUUUGUUUAUUUUCCUGGGUAACUUGUGCCAAUGCACAUUUGCCCCAGUACUUACUAAAAUAAAUAGUCUGCCUUCAAGAAGUAAAGCCUCACAAAUUAAUUCAAAGCCAAAUCAGGCUGAGAAAAGGCCACUGUGCCAUAGAGUCCAUAAAACCUGGGCCCUGGGGAGCACGCUGCUAAGGUAGGCAGUACUCAUCUGAGAACGUGCUGCUGCUGUUCCUGAGCAGCUGCUCCACUAGCAAGACCAUCCAGGCAGAUGAUAACGGACAUGCCAGAGCACAGCAAGCAGCACCACACCUAGACUCCUGGUGACCCCAGACAAACUUUUGGUAUCAGGCCUCCCUUUGCCAAAUAUAAUGAUGGUAAUAAAAAAAUUACCAUUUUUGGCCCCCCUUUCUGUCUGGGCUCCAGGAGGCCACCCAGUUUGCCCAUGCCUGUGUCCAGCCCUGACGGUGAGAGAGGCUUGCUGCAGAGUAAUCUGAGUCACAGACCUUGGAAGACUCGAAAAACUGCAACUUUCCUUUUCCCUUUCAGUUGGAAGGGAGCCUGCUGUUAUGCCCAUUUAACAGUGACGUUUUUAGUGAAAACACUCAGGAAAUCUGUAACAAUGCAUUGGUUGACUUGUUUUGCAAUGUGGUUUCCCCUGGGGUUACUAUAACUUGAUAUUUACCUUAACACAGCUAAGUAUCUGUUCUACCUUUUCCAUUUGUUAAGAAAAAUGGUGGAGCUCUCACGUUGCACUGUAUCGCGCUGCCUCUCAUCCGUUGCCCCCUUUCUGAUCUUCCCUCUUCAGAGCUUUAAGAGGAUAUUGCUCUAUACUGGAGAUUUUGUCUUUCUUUAAUAUCCCUCAGAGUCAUUGACAUCUCUGUAACAGACAUUUUAACAAGAAUAUUAGCUUAUUCCUCUCUCUCAUAAAAAUAGUCUAUCAGUAGAUGCUCAGGGAGCAGCAUGACAGCUCUUACCAAAAUACGUCUGAGAGAACUCUCCAUGCCACUCACCAAAGCAUUGUUCCAGGUGGACAAUAGCUGACUCUUUUCUUUGAGGUUGAAAUGAAAUGCGCAUAUUCAGUCUUACCUUCAGUUGUGACCACUGUAAAAACAAGUAGCUAGUAGUGGAGAGCUGUUUUGGAUGUGGGAGCCACUCUUCUUUAAAUAGAAGAUACCCUGCAGUCCAUGUUGGCUUGUUACGGUUCUCCUGUUGGAAGGGUUGAAGGAGCCAUUGUACUUAUUCCUCAGCUCUGAUGUAUAUCCCUGGCAUAGAAUAACAUUGAAUUUAAAAAGAGAGGGCUGUUUCUUGCUUGUAAAGGAGACUUCAAUUUACCUUGUUUGUCAACGGUUAAUAUUUUGCUAAACAUGCCAAACAGAAACUUGACACCACAUCCUUAAUAGAAUAAAUAGCUGGUUUUGGCCAUGUAGUGGAAGUGGAACAGACUAAACAUGGUAUCUUAUCCAAGCUAUUGAUAAUGUGCUUCUAAACUAGUCCAGUCUGUAAGUGCCAGCUUGUUCAGUUCAUUCUGUUUUAAGGCUAGUUUUUCAUCUUCUUGCAAAACAAUAGAACUGAGUUUAUCUACAAUUCAUGUAUGUGUGUAUCCACACACUAUGCAAACACAGAGAUUAUGGAAAGAAAAAGGCUUACAUCCUUUUUAUUCAUGAUUAUCCAUCCGUAACCAGCCUGCUUAAGACUUCUUAGCCAAUUACAACAACAUACGUGACCUCCAAAAGUGGCUGACGUGUGGUUUCACUUAGUGUGGCUGCACAGGUUCUUCUCCCAAAAGUAGCCCCCUUGAGUUCCCGUAGAUGUCAAGAAGUCUUCAGUAGAAGUUGGAUCAGAGCCUACCAAAGUUAAAAGAUGUUGGGGAAAAUGGUUCCCCAGCCUUGUGAAACACUUUACGAGCACGUUUGUCUAAGGCGAUCUCACUCCUUUUAUGUAUUGUAGUUUAGAGGUAAACAUUGCAUGUCCUUGCUUGUCACAUGCCCUGACCUAAUGCAAGUCUGUUGUUUGACUUGGUUUUCAAGUUAUUAAGGUGCUUGUUAUAGUUUUUGCCACAUGUUCAGACCAAGGUCCAAUUCCCCAAACCUUAAUCAAAACUGGUUUCAGUGCAGUGAAAGAAAGGAAGUGCAUGGACCCCCAUAUUGGUACACACACAUACCCACACAUUAAAACACGAUUGACCUUUCCUUGCUUUUAUCAUCAAUUGGGAGGAGGAAUGGAAUAAUUUAACUCCACUUGCUGCCCAAGGGCUGAGCUCUUCUAUGUUCUUCCUAUCAAUUUAGCAUGUGUGCUUUUGUUUCUGUUGCUAGACACUGUAGUUCAGAUACCAGUCUUGUUGCACACCUUAACUAAUACAGUUUUGUUCUCCUGUUGUCUCACUCAGCCUGACUUGCUCAUAAUGGACAGGCUUCUCUAAGUUUUCACCUCUCUCUCUCUCUCUGGAGGGUUAUAUCUGAAUGCAUUGGGUCUGUAUUUAGUACUGUCCUUUGGACAGGCGAAAGUACAUAGUUUGACAGAACAGACGGAUGUGGUCAGUUAUUUAGAGUGUAUCAGGUAUUGCUUUUCUGACUAAAUUCUUGUUCGUGGAGCAUCUCCUGGACUUAGUGCUAGAGCUUCCUAGCAAAGUGUGCUUCACUGGGGAGAAUCUACUUGAGAUCCAGUUCAGUAUGUCCUCAGCACAGUGUCUGCCACCUGGAAUGAUCUGGGCCCCCCCUCCCUUCCUUUCCUCUCCCUUUCUCCCCUCAAUAAGAGGUAGCACCAUAGAGCUGUGAGAUCAAUGCUUGCGGGUAGUAGCUGGCUUCUGGCACCUUCAUAAAAUACCUCAGCAUAGCUUAGCAUUGUCGCAGAACUGGUUUUAAACUGAAAAAAUCAGAAGAGAAAAACAAACUUUAUAAAUAGUGGAGAUAAUUCUAGCUGUAGAGUUUAGUUGAACUGAUGUUUAUUAUGAUUGAUGAACAUGAUUAUGCUGUAUGUAUUUGAGAUCCUGUUUAUAGGUUACAACUUUAUAGGGUUGGGUGGGGGUGGGUGGAGGUCGGGGGGAGAGAAUGGGGUUGACUGUGUUAGAAGGAAAAUGUUGCUCAUGAAUUUUUUUCCUUGUAUCUGUCUUGCCAAAGGAAACAUUUUGUCGCUCCUGGGUUUGGGAUUGUUGUUUGGUUGGUUUAUCUGUGGUCUAAUCUGCAGCACAGCACGUGAUGGCAUGCAGGUUACUGAUUGGGUUGCUGUUCAGGGUCCUUUACAGUGCGCACACACUUCCCCUCCUGCCCUGCCUUUCCUUACGAAUAAUAAGGGCCUUUGCAGGGAUCGAAAGGUCAGGCGAAGUGUGUGUACGCUGUGGGGCUGGGGGAGAGAUGGAUACAUUGGGUCAGAUUCAACCCAGGUGGCAUCCAUGUCAGUGAGUGGAGUUGCAUCAGGGCUGAAUUUGGUCCAUUGCAUUUAACUUUGGGGAGGGAGGAGAAUGGUUGUUGCAUCUUAAUCUAACUGGGAGAGCAAAAGUGAAACAGGUUCCUUUUAUCCCCCUGUCUUGUUACUGAAUGUAGGGCUUGUAGUGCUUGAGAAUAGGUGGAAGACUUUUUAGACACUUCCUUUUCUAAUAGCAAUGCUAAUCCUGUCUAGACCAAAAACUACAAAAGAAAAACCAAACUGAGAAGUGAAAGCUAACCUGCUCCUAGCGCCUGGCUGGUGUACCUGAAAGGAUCGAAAUACUGUGAGACAGUCGUCG